Salmo salar (Atlantic salmon) is the source of this 2439-nucleotide messenger RNA. Its product is annotated as L-proline trans-4-hydroxylase. The record is from RefSeq and is a predicted model, not a curated record. NCBI's taxonomy places the organism in Eukaryota, Metazoa, Chordata, Actinopteri, Salmoniformes, Salmonidae.
GGUUGAGGACUCCACAUCACCAAGACUUCUACUACCACAGUUUCAUACUGACCUACAGAGCCUCUGCUGUGACCACCAUCCACACAUCAGACCACCGUCCAGACAGACGGAGACCUCUGAGACUCCGGCAGAAGCAGACAGAGGUUAUAAAACAGCCUUCAUCCAGUGGAGUUGACACAGUAAGGACUGGUGUGUACAGCAGCCAACCCAGAGAUGAGUGUGUCAACGUGUCAGAUGAAGGAACGUUACAACCAGCAGGGAUUCCUCUCUGCUGUACCGGUCCUAGACGACACAGAGCUGAGGGAGGCCAGACAGGCCUUCAACCACCUGGAGAGAGAGUUCGGUGAGGAGUACACCCAGUACAGUCUCCACAACGUGCACCUGCAGUACCCCUGGGUGAUGGGCCUGGCCAAACACCCCCACAUCCUACAGGUGGUACAGUCCAUCCUGGGCUCUGAUGUCAUCUUGCUAGACUCACGCUUCAUCUGCAAGUACCCAACAUCCCCCACACCCCACCCCACAGCCACACAGGCAGGAAAUGAUGCCAUCACUCUGACCAGUGAGGAGGAAGUGAGGUCAUUAGAGACGGACCAACAGAAUGAGACUGGGCUGCCCUUCGUGGCCUGGCACCAGGAUAUGAGGUACUGGGGAAUAGCUGGGGGUCCAGUCCUGUCUGUGUGGCUGGCUCUAGACGACUCACUGGCAGAAAGCGGAGCCCUGAAGGUCAUCCCAGGAAGCCACUGCUCUGGCCUGCUGCCCCACCAACUCGCCUCCCGCCCCGGCAACAUGCUGUCAGUCAACCAGGAGAUCCCUGAGGAGCUGGUGCAAACGGACAGCGCUCUACUCUGCCCCCUGCUGGCUGGGCAGAUGUCUAUCCAUGAUGGGUUCCUGGUCCACGCCAGCGACCCCAACACAUCCCAGAAGAGACGCUGUGGCUUCGUGAUCCGAUACAUCCCUACCUGUGCCUACCCUGUACAGGACCCAGACCGUCCCAGGCAUUUCCAUGCUACUGUGAUGGCCAGUGGAUCAGACCAGUUCAAUCACUUCUCCACCUUGCUGUGAUGAGCCUUACACCACAACUACAACCAUAUCCAUACUGAUCGCAUUACUGUAUUACUGUCUGCUACCUAGAGGAACCUAAUGAUGCUGUAUUCACCUUGAUGACUUACUGCUGUGUUCACCUUGAUGACUUACUGCUGUAUUCACCUUGAUGACUUACUGCUGUAUUCACCUUGAUGACUUACUGCUGUAUUCACUUUGAUGACUUACUGCUGUGUUCACCUGUAUGACUUACUGCUGUGUUCACCUGUAUGACUUACUGCUGUGUUCACCUUGAUGACUUACUGCUGUAUUCACCUUGACGACUUACUGCUGUGUUCACCUGUAUGACUUACUGCUGUGUUCACCUGUAUGACUUACUGCUGUGUUCACCUGUAUGACUUACUGCUGUGUUCACCUGUAUGACUUACUGCUAUAUUCACCUUGAUGACUUACUGCUGUAUUCACCUUGAUGAAUUACUGCUGUAUUCACCUUGAUGACUUUGAUACAAAAUGCUAACCUCCCCUGUUAUUGUAAUGGUGAGAGGUUAGCAUGUCUUGGGGGUAUGAUUUAAAAUGCUAACCUCCCCUGUUAUUGUAAUGGUGAGAGGUUAGCAUGUCUUGGGGGUAUGAUAUACAAUGCUAACCUCCCCUAUUAUUGUAAUGGUGAGAGGUUAGCAUGUCUUGGGGUAUGAUAUCAAAUGCUAACCUCCCCUGUUAUUGUAAUGGUGAGAGGUUAGCAUGUUUUCGCUGUAUGAUUUGUGCAUCUAACUUUCUCCCUCAUCAUGAUUCCCUAUUCAUUCAGGACUAUAUGUAGUCAUGGUAACAUCCAUGUAGAAGUGUGAUGAACCAUACAUUCAAAAUGCUGGAGUACAGAGCCAGAACAACACAGCAUGUGUCACUGUCCCAAUACUGGUGGAGCUCACUGUAUCUGGGUCAGUCUGGGUUGGACUGGGUUGGACUGGAGUCCAUCUCCUGUUUCUGUAGGAUCAACCAGAACGGCCCUUAGGGCAGGAGUCCAUCUCCUGUUUCUGUAGAGUGAACCAGAAUGGCCCAUAGGGCAGGAGUCCAUCUCCUGUUUCUGUAGAGUGAACCAGAACGGCCCAUAGGGCAGGAGUCCAUCUCCUGUUUCUGUAGAGUGAACCAGAACGGCCCAUAGGGCAGGAGUCCAUCUCCUGUUUCUGUAGAGUGAACAAAAAGGCAAGCCACUCUGAACCUGACCUGAGCUGACCUGUUAUUUUAGUGCAUUGAUAAUGAUAAUAAUAACAUGUAUAAAAUGUGAAUGGAGGACAAAUGAAAUGCUGUAUCAACAUGUAACCUAAUGUAUCUGGGACGUCAUGCUUUAUCAGAUCUUAAUGUGUCUUAUUGUGAUUUACGUGUUGAAUAAACCUUCUCACUAUA